AUGAAGAUUGUCGGACGAGAUUCCUUGAUACGAAACGGUUCUGGUAGAGUGGAGAUGGUGCCGGAAGAAGCUGAUGAUUUCUGGGUUGCUUACAAUCUAAUUGCAAAAGGCGAUACGAUUUCCACUUCUGUAACUGUCAAGAAACCCGUAAAGAAAACAACAUCUAGAGAUAGGGAUCAUAAGCUAGCAAUCAUGUGGGUGAAAUCAACGCUGGAAAUCAAGGUUGAGUCGAUGGAGUAUGAAACACAAGGGUUUGCAUUGCGAGUUCGAGGGAAGAUGAUUAAUAAUAAUGUUGAUGCUGAGAAUGAACAAUACGUGGAGAAAGGCGUAGGUGUAUUCCACACCAUUGUAAUUGAGCCGGGUCUAGCUUUCGUCUUGAAGAAAAAGGCGUGGGAUUCGCUGGCGUUGGAAUCUCUCCAUCAAGCUUCUUCUGAUUCUCCUCCUCGCGCCACUGAUUUGGUUGUGGUUUUGAUGAAUUAUUCUGUAGCCCAAAUUUUCUUUGUGGGGAAAAGUGUGACAGUUUCUCGUUGUCGUAUAGAACAAAAAGAUGAACAUCACACCUUUCGCGAUCGUUCGGAUGCUGACAGAUUUAUGAAGAAAUUCAUCUACAAUGUCCUGCAGGCGCUUCUCAGACACGUUGAUUUCAAGGUGGUGCGCCGCGUUGUGAUUGCCUGCCCCGCAUACUCAAAGGGUUGGCUUCAUGAUCAAAUGUUGCUCGAGGCCAAAAGGAACAAACUUAGCGCGAUUACGGAGAACAAGGCACGCAUAGUUCUUGUGCACACCAACGCGCAGAGUUUGAAGGCAGUUUUUGAUGCUCCGGAUUUCAUGAACAGGAUCAAAGAUACAAGAAUCUCAGAAGAGGUUCGAGCCCUGAACGAAUUCUCCUCAAUGCUACUGAAUAAGGAUCCUGCUCGAGCAUGCUAUGGACCUAAUAAUGUUGAAGUUGCCCAUGCGAAUGGGGCUGUCCAAACACUUCUCAUCAGUGAUGAACUCUACAGGAAUUCGGUUAUCGGGAAGAAGAAAAAAUAUGCAGAUUUGGUAAAGUCAGUGAAGGAUUCAGGGGGCACUGUAUACAUCUUCUCAUCCAUGCACGUUUCUGGAGAAGGAUUGGCAAAGUAUUCUAAUAUUGCAGCAAUUCUCCGUUUUCCCCUGGCGGGAACUAGGAAGCAUUGA
Messenger RNA from Oldenlandia corymbosa var. corymbosa, 1173 nucleotides. NCBI's taxonomy places the organism in Eukaryota, Viridiplantae, Streptophyta, Magnoliopsida, Gentianales, Rubiaceae. The record is from the annotation of a GenBank genome assembly.